Messenger RNA from Phragmites australis (common reed), 1278 nucleotides. Its product is annotated as peroxidase 2-like. The transcript is spliced from 2 exons. Lineage: Eukaryota; Viridiplantae; Streptophyta; Magnoliopsida; Poales; Poaceae. Gene Ontology annotation, biological process: hydrogen peroxide catabolic process; response to oxidative stress. The coding region runs from base 89 to 1096 and encodes 335 amino acids. Gene Ontology annotation, molecular function: peroxidase activity; heme binding. Gene Ontology annotation, cellular component: plasmodesma; plant-type cell wall. The record is from RefSeq and is a predicted model, not a curated record.
UAGGAGCUACUCUCCAUCACUUCUUCCUCGCAUUCUGAGUUAGCCUUUGUGCUCAAACCUUAAUUAAGUGCUAGAGGUAUCAAUUAAUAUGGCGACUACUGUUGCUGGUACAUCUAAGAUGGCCAUUUUAGCCGCACUUACCUUGCUGCUCCUAGCCACGGAGUGCCGAGCCAGCCCUUACUACCCUCUGGAGCUGGGGUACUACAACGACAAGUGCCCCCAUGCCGAGGCCAUCGUCAAGGGCGUCGUCGAGAAGGCCAUCUACCAGAACCCAGGCCUCGGCGCUGCCGCCAUCCGAUUCCUCUUCCACGACUGCUUCGUCGAGGGUUGUGAUGCUUCGAUCCUUCUGGACCCGACCCCGUUUAGCCCGACUCCGGAGAAGCUCAGCGCACCCAACAACCCGAGCCUGCGCGGCUUCGAGCUGUUCGACGCCAUCAAGGACGCCGUCGAGGCUGCCUGCCCCGGUGUCGUCUCUUGCGCUGACAUCAUCGCCUUUACGGCCCGCGACGCGUCUUACUUCCACAGUAAGGGCAAGGUCUACUUCGACAUGCCGGCGGGCCGCCGCGACGGCACCUUCUCCAACGCCUCCGAGCCACUCAAAUUCCUGGCCCCGUCGACGUCCAACCUCAGCGAUCUCAUCUCCAGCUUCGCAGACAAGGGGCUGUCAGUGGAGGAUCUGGUCGUCCUCUCCGGCGCACACACUAUCGGGCAGUCGCACUGCUCGGCCUUCGUACCCGACCGCCUCCAGUCCCCCUCCGACAUCAACGGCGGGUUCGCCGGGUUCUUGAGAGGCCGAUGCCCGGCCAACCCGACGGACAACGACGACGACCCGACGGCCAUGCAGGACGUGGUGACGCCUAACGAGCUGGACAACCAGUAUUACAAGAACGUGCUGUCGCACACAGUGCUGUUCACCUCGGACGCCGCUCUCCUGACGUCGCCGGAGACGGCGAAGAUGGUGGAGGACAACGCUAACAUCCCCGGGUGGUGGGAGGACAGGUUCAAGAAGGCCAUGGUGAAGAUGGCUAGCAUCGAGGUGAAGACCGGGUACCAGGGUCAGAUCAGGAAGAACUGCCGGGCGAUCAACUACUACUAGCUGUCCGCUGCAUCCAUGCAGGGUGAAGAAUUAAUAAUCUUCAAGAAAACUGCAAGGUGCGCGAUUGUUGAAGAACUGAAGGAUCACUCGGUUGUUUGUUUGAUGAUUUCAUCCGUAAUUCGCAAGCGUUCUGUUGUUGUAAUUUGCUACAUUUUAGUUUCAUUUGUCUUUAUUAUGUCAUU